AUGUUGAGCCUCCUACCCCUGUUUGUGUUUCUGGCGGCCUUGUUCCUGGUCGGUAGAUGGUUCGUACGGAGUCUGAAAAUCGGCGGGUUAUCUGGUCGGUACGUGUUUAUAACCGGAUGUGACACUGGAUUCGGAAAUAUGCUCGCCAAGAGGCUUGACUCUCUGGGAAUUAAUGUAUUCGCUGGCUGUCUGACAUCCAGGGGACAACACGAUUUGGACAAGGCGACAUCUGAACGUCUUGUCACGAUAGCGCUUGAUGUUACGAAUGAGGACAGCAUACGCAAGGCAUAUGCAGAAGUCAAAAAUAGACUCCCGGAAGGAAAAG
Molecule: messenger RNA, 325 nt
Organism: Mizuhopecten yessoensis (Yesso scallop)
Lineage: Eukaryota; Metazoa; Mollusca; Bivalvia; Pectinida; Pectinidae
Product: 17-beta-hydroxysteroid dehydrogenase type 6-like
Exons: 1
Source: RefSeq, a predicted model, not a curated record